AUGUCGACACCGUCAGGCGCUUACAAAAUCUGGCGCCAUCCACACCUAAAGCUCGUCGACAAAUGCCUCCAGUACGUGGUGUGGUUGGCACUGCGCCUCGAUAAACUCGACAGCGUCGCCAAGCUCGCCGGGCCCGAAGGCGCGACGGCGCGAAGGCGUUUUGAGCAAUUCAACGCCGGCGCCGCGGCUCGCAUCGCGUCCAAGCACUGGACCACGACGGUCGAGACGACGCCCGAAGGCGUCGAGCUGAUCGUCUACUCACCGAAGGUAGACGGUCCAGUCCCGGUCGUCCUCUGGAUCCACGGCGGCGGCUUUACCAUCGGCGGAGCGCGCGACGCGUUCGGCGCCGAGCUCUGCGCGGCGGCCGUCCAAGCUGGAGCGCCGUCGUUUGCCUGGGUGUCGGUAGAGUACCGGCUCGCGCCCGAGCGAGCGUCCCGUGCGGGAGACAUGCAUUCAAAUCCGAGAAGAAACAUUUCCUCCGCGUGGAAGACGCACAUUCGCAACCGAAAAUCACGCUUCCCCACCGCACAGGCACCGGCACCCGGCGGCGGCCGACGACUGUGCCGCGGCGCUGCGGUACCUCGCGGCGGCGUCGGACCGCUUCUCGGCCGUGCACGUCGCCGGCGCGUCGGCCGGUGCGAAUCUCGCGAUCGUCACGGCCGCCGCCGCGCCGCGGCUCGGCCUAACGGUAGCGUCGCUCUUCGCCGUCUCGCCUUUCGUCGACCCGCGGGGCGCGUCUGCAUCGUACGCGGCGAACGGGAACUGCCACAUUGCUGCGCCGUCGUGGCUGGCGGCGUCGUGGGACGCUUAUGUCGGUCCCGGCCCCGAGGCGAAAGAACGGGCGCUCGCGGACUGGAGAGUCUGCCCGCAAACCGCGGUCGACACCUGGCGCGACGCCCAAGACCGCCCCGUCGCGCCGCCGCCGACGAUUAUCAUCACGGACACCGCCGACCCGCUCCGCGACGAGGGCUUGGCCACGGCCCGCUCGAUCCGGGACGCGGGCUGCCGCGACGUGCUCCACCUCGAGGGCUCGGCGUCCCACUGUUUCACCCUCAAGCUGUACCCCGCGAAGCGCGCCGAGGCGCUCGCCAAGUGGGUCGGGUACUUCGUGUCGGGGUGAUUGAUGUGUGUCUUUUAUGUCCGAAGCGCCAGCGGCCCUCGUUGGAGCAGUAUCGUUGUAUGUAUAAUUUUGACGGGUAUUU
Messenger RNA from Pelagomonas calceolata, 1202 nucleotides. The record is from the annotation of a GenBank genome assembly. NCBI's taxonomy places the organism in Eukaryota, Pelagophyceae, Pelagomonadales, Pelagomonadaceae.